AUGAUUUAUUCCAUCAGUGCAGUAGAUUGCUAUCUUAAAGAAUUUUUCAUCUUGCUGCCUUUAUUUCAGGCCAACCAUGAAAACUCUAAGCUCUAAAAGGUGCUGCAUACCUGUCAGGACAUUUCAAUAGCACCAUACUUAAGUGGACACUGUGUAAACUGAUGUCAACCAGUCGCAACAACAGUGGAGCUUCAUACACAACGACAUAAGCAAUGAACACCACAAGGCUGCAAAGAAGUAUGGAAGGAAAGUCCUUAAAAGGAUACUUAUCUGCCCACAAAUGCUGAACCACUAAAGAUGCAGAGAAAACAGAGUCUGAAUUACUGUACCUAUUUUAUAUACCUUGGCCCAAUGUUGAUCUGUAACAGAACCAGAAACUGCACUAACUUGCCAGAAGAGUGAGGCUUGAAAGAGUAGCUCCCAUCUUUCAACAAAGGAAGUAUCUCAAAACUGCUGAGCCUCUGAAGGUUUCUGUCAGAAUAUGCCAUUACUCUGUCAAGUGAAAGCAGUGACAAGCUGGACUCCCUUUGCCUCAUUCCUGUAGCAAUUCCAGUCCCACAUCACCAGCAUCAUAAUCCCAACACUCUGCACACCACAGUGCUGAGUCAUCUGACCGUGCCCUCAGUUGAGAAGGGGAUGACAGAGCGCAUUCAUAGCAUCAACCUGCACAAUUUCAGCAACUCUGUACUUGAGACCCUCAAUGAGCAACGCAACCGAGGCCACUUCUGUGACGUGACAGUCCGCAUCCACGGGAGCAUGCUGCGUGCCCACCGCUGUGUGCUGGCUGCUGGCAGUCCCUUUUUCCAGGACAAACUGCUACUGGGCUAUAGUGACAUUGAGAUCCCUUCUGUGGUCUCAGUUCAGUCUAUACAAAAGCUUAUUGACUUUAUGUACAGUGGUGUAUUGCGUGUCACUCAGACUGAGGCCCUUCAAAUUUUGACUGCUGCUAGCAUUCUCCAGAUCAAAACAGUUAUAGAUGAAUGUACUCGAAUUGUAGCACAGAAUGCAGGUGAGGUUUUUCCAGUAAUCCAGGGUUUGGGUCAUGAGACACCAAGAACACCAGAAUCAGGCUCAUCUGCACAGAGUAGUGAUGCAGAGUCUGGAUACCUGCAAAAUCGCUCCCAGCAUAGUGUCCAGAGUAUUUACUCAUCUCUUUAUACCUGCUCCAUGCAGAAUGGAAGUGGAGAGCACUCAUUCUACUCGGGAGCAGUGGUCAGGCGACAUGAGACAAACCUGGGACUUCCAAGAAAGCAUACCAUUCAGGAACCAGAAUGGAUUACUAGGAUUCAUAAACGUUCACAGCAGAUGGAAAGAUACCUGUCCACAUCUGAGACUACUCAUUGUCGCAAGCAACCAAGACCCGUCCGGAUCCAGACAUUAAUGGGCAGUGUCCACAUCAAGCAAGAAGCUGAGGAUGACUAUGAUUACCAUAAUCAACAGAGGUCACAUGUCCUAGAAAGAAAUGAGUCAGAAGAUUGCACUGAAGAUACAGAUCAGGCUGAGGGCACAGAGAGUGAACCCAAAGGGGAGAGUUUUGAUUCAGGAGUGAGUUCCUCUAUUGGGACUGAGCCUGACUCUGUGGAGCAGCAAUAUGUUGUCAGCAUUAGCCAGGAAGGGCAAGUGGAGGCCUCACAGAGAGGGCCAACUGACCAUCCAAUGGGGAGCAUGCAGCAACUGGAUGUUACUUCUUCUUCACCAGAUAGGGUUAAUGACAUGGAUAUGGACACCACACUAACUCAAGAUGAUAUUUCAGACAAGGUGGUACUGCAGACUUCAGUUGCUCCUGUUCUUGCCCAGCCUUUACCAGCUACACAGCUGUAUCUUCGGCAAACAGACACCAUCACUAGCAACUUCAGGAUGCCCUUAACUCUGACCAGCAACACCCAAGUCAUUGGCACUGCUGGCAACACUUACUUGCCCACACUUUUUGCCACACAGUCAGCUGGUAGCACUGCCAAGCCCUUCCUCUUCAGUCUGCCACAGGCACUGACAGCCCAGCCUACCCAAUUUGUAACUCUUCCUCAGUCCAGACUAGCAACAUAUUCUGCCCAGUUUGCUGCCUCACAGGCCUCAAUUCAUUCAACAGGUGGACACAGUGUGGUAGCCAACCAGGGGGAAAAGAAGCCUUAUGAGUGCACUCUGUGUAACAAGACCUUCACCGCCAAACAGAACUAUGUCAAGCACAUGUUUGUACAUACAGGUGAGAAACCUCAUCAGUGUAGUAUCUGCUGGCGUUCAUUCUCACUAAAGGAUUACCUGAUUAAACACAUGGUAACACAUACAGGUGUAAGGGCAUAUCAGUGUAACAUCUGCAAUAAGCGCUUCACCCAAAAGAGUUCUCUCAACGUGCACAUGCGGCUCCAUAGGGGUGAAAAGUCCUACGAGUGCUAUGUGUGCAAGAAGAAAUUCUCACACAAGACCCUUCUGGAGAGACAUGUUGCCCUGCAUACCAAUGGCACUGGAGUGGACACCACAACCAUGGGCACUACUGGCAGCUCUGCAGAAGGGACCACCUAUGUCUGCUCAGUCUGCCCAGCUAAGUUUGACCAAAUUGACCAAUUCAAUGACCACAUGAGAAUGCAUGUGUCAGAUGGAUAGACAAUUAUCUUUCUUAUGAACAAAGAUUUGGCACUAGAUACCAUUUUU
This is a messenger RNA of Protopterus annectens (West African lungfish), 2646 nucleotides long. It is a transcript of the gene ZBTB20, whose product is annotated as zinc finger and BTB domain containing 20. Gene Ontology annotation, biological process: regulation of immune system process; regulation of cytokine production; negative regulation of transcription by RNA polymerase II. Bases 637 to 2598 code for a protein of 653 amino acids. The record is from RefSeq and is a predicted model, not a curated record. NCBI's taxonomy places the organism in Eukaryota, Metazoa, Chordata, Ceratodontiformes, Protopteridae. The transcript is spliced from 7 exons. Gene Ontology annotation, molecular function: protein binding.